Sphenostylis stenocarpa is the source of this 516-nucleotide messenger RNA. NCBI's taxonomy places the organism in Eukaryota, Viridiplantae, Streptophyta, Magnoliopsida, Fabales, Fabaceae. The record is from the annotation of a GenBank genome assembly.
AUGUGGCGUCGAAGCUUCUCCAAACUUCCCCUUAGAGCCUCGGUUUUAGGCUUUCUGACGCGAUCGUUCUCCCGUGAGGCGGGGAAAAGGUUCGCCGCGUUGUGGGGGAACGGCGACUACGGCAGAUUGGGUCUCGGCAACUUGGAUUCGCAAUGGAAACCCGUCGUUUGCCCCGCCUUCCGCAACCAAACCCUCAAUGCCAUUGCUUGUGGUGGUGCUCACACUCUCUUCUUAACAGACGAUGGAUGUGUUUAUGCGACUGGUCUUAAUGAUUUUGGGCAACUUGGUGUCUCAGAGAGUAAGCACUACUCAGUGGAACCGGGGAAAAUUUAUCUGACUGCAUUUUCUGUGUUUGGAAUAUCUCAGGACCCACUUCUUGUUUUUGGAGAGGAGAAGAAAGUUGUGCAGAUCUCUGCUGGUUAUAGUCAUUCUUGUGCGAUAACAGUGGAUGGAGAGCUUUACAUGUGGGGAAAGAAUACAAGUGGGCAGCUUGGACUUGGAAAACGUAACAACUAA